AUGUCAUUUACCCCGCCAAUGGUAUCGACUGCCCCGCGCACCUGGAAAAGAGAUAACAGCAAAUUCUUCAUCUCGACUGAUCAAUCUUUGCUCUCGAUAAAAGCAGUCAAUGAAGCCUAUGGGAGGGAAUUUCUCUAUUGGGCCAAACCUUUCGAAGAAGAUGUCCUCCGCCAAAUGCUUUACGGCUGCAUGAGUUUUGGGGUCUACCAGUCACAGAAAGAACAUGAGCCUCCAUCUGCUGAGAAUACAGAGCAGAUCGGAUUGGCGCGCAUGAUUACCGAUGGUGUGACAUUUGGAUACCUGACAGAUGUCUAUGUCUUACCUGAAUACCAAGGGCACGGGCUUGGAAGGUGGCUUCUCGAGUGUGUAUCGGAGGUUUUUUCGAAAGAGAAUAUGCCGCACCUUCGUCGCAACAUGUUGCUCACUAGCGAUGACGAGAUGCAAAAUUUCUAUGCCGAUAUCUUUGAUACGAUGAAGGUGGUGGGGCGCGAAGAGCGAAAAGACAUUGGGAGGGAUUUGGUAUUUAUGUGUGCUCGACCGGGGGUCAAGCCAGAUCCCUCUACAGCCUUGGAAUAA
This is a messenger RNA of Penicillium manginii, 576 nucleotides long. Its product is annotated as GNAT family N-acetyltransferase. Lineage: Eukaryota; Fungi; Ascomycota; Eurotiomycetes; Eurotiales; Aspergillaceae. Gene Ontology annotation, molecular function: acyltransferase activity, transferring groups other than amino-acyl groups. The transcript has a single exon. The coding region runs from base 1 to 576 and encodes 191 amino acids. The record is from RefSeq and is a predicted model, not a curated record.